This is a messenger RNA of Closterium sp. NIES-67, 2155 nucleotides long. Lineage: Eukaryota; Viridiplantae; Streptophyta; Zygnematophyceae; Desmidiales; Closteriaceae. The record is from the annotation of a GenBank genome assembly.
UCCUACUCCCAUCUGCUAUCGCCAACCAUGGGCUGCUCAUCGUGAGGUGGUCGAACCGCCCUAGAACGCCGCUACGCCGCUUCCUGCGCCGUCUAGAAGCUUUCAUUCGUUCGUAGCGCCAGUCUGCGGAUCUCGCGUGACGAUAAGCCAUGCCGCACCGCAUGUUUAUCCUCCGUACAUCGGAAUCGCAUUCUUGUCGUACGUAACCGCUGCUAUCUGUCCACCACAGCCUAUGGAGCUCCCACUGUUGAACGUUAUCAACUCACUCCUAGCCUCUCCGAGAAAAAUCAUCCCCCCGGUGCGAGAAUAAACAUCCCUGUGCGACAGUCCCACCCCACCCACUCUUCAGUAGGCACGCAACGCGUGGCCUAUUUCCGUAGCUAGCCCUGUUAUCAUCGCUCCGAAGAUCGUCUCUUCUCAGGCCGAACCCGCAAGCCUUCUUAUGAGUCACUAUCGCUCGCUCCUUCCUCCGAGCAGUCAAUCCGAUCAGGAAGCCUUCGGAACGCGGAAAAUGCGGAACUACAGUUGGACAAUGCGGACUCCCCGCCGUGCGUUGCGCGAUCUCGCGCCUCUCUCCACCCUUCGCGCCGUGGCUAUCACCUUUCUCGUUCUCUCCCCGUUUCUCUCUCCCCCAUCUGUCUGCCGCCCGUUCGACCUAGCCUCGUCGGAUCGUGAGAUCAUUCUCUGGAAGGGCCCGCAAUCCUCCGCCUCGCAUGCUGCGUUUUUCACGCAAGCGUCGUCCCGAGAAGUAUCCCGGAAAGCGCCGCCGCAGAGCUUCUUAGCACAUGCCGCACGAGCCGGCAGCAGCAGCAGCAGCAGGAAGAGACAUCGAGGGGUGGCUUCUUAUGGUGCUAACGUGGACUUAGCAGCCGAAGUGCAAGAAUCUAAAACUCCCGUGAGCGGCGGGAGCGGUGGGAUGGUCGGGGGGACAUCUGAGCUGGAGGCUAAGAGUGAUGUGAUUUUCAAACCUGUGUGGAAUGAUGACGUGGACAGUCUGAAGCGCCUGGAAGCUUCCACAAAGCUCCUGGGAUUCUUGCACGACAAGGCUAUACGGUCCCGAAUGCCUGUUAUGCACUCGGUGCUCUGGGAGACGCCAUGGCUGCCGGUUAGCCGUCAGGACUACUUCCGGCCUGACGGAAAGUACCUCUUCGUGACCGGCUCGCGGGAUUACUGCGCGGGGGUGAAGCACUUCCACCUCAGCCUGACGUGUCUGAUCGCUGAGGCGGCGUAUCUGAACCGUACGUUGAUCCUGGACAUGACUCAGUGCGUGAACGCGUGGCACAGCGGAGGCGGGCACCAUAUCAGAUCCAUCCACGUGUACUAUGAUUUGGACUCUCUCAGAGCCGUGCCGUUCACUCCCCUGCAGGGUUUCCUGAGGGGAGCGCGCGAGUGGCAGGUGCAGGAGAGGCAGGCGGGGCGGGAGGGAGCCGUCCCUGUGCGCCUGGUGGACUCAAAAGCGCCCAUGGGAGCGCUUGCCGCGGACAGGGACACAACUGUGGUGAUUCGCGAGACGAGCUUCGGAUUCAGCACGUGCAAGCGCCACAACCUCCCAUUGGCAGUGAACGAAACGACCAUUCGAUUCCGGCCAGAGCUGCUGGCCCUGGCGGCGAACAUCUCAGCGUCCAUUAAUGGAGGCGACUUCGACGCCGUGCACGUCAGGCGGGGCGACAAGCUCCGGGCGGAGUUCUGGCCGCACCUAGACCAUGACACGCGUCCCGAGAGUCUCCUCGAGAAGCUCCCCCGAUUCGUUGCACCUGGACGCACUUUGUACAUUGCGACGAAUGAGAAGACCCCCGGAUUCUUUGACCCAUUGAAGAAGGUCUACCCCAUCCGGAUGUUUCAAGACUUCCACUACCUAUGGGCUCCUGGCACGCCCUGGUUCGAUGGGUACAUGCGCCUUCUGGGACCGGACCCAAAAAUGGAUGCAUAUAUGGAGGUAAUUGUAGAGUACACGAUACUUCAAGGGGCAAAGAUUACAGUGGAGACGUUUAAUGACCUUACAGAGGAUGAUAGGGCUGGAAAUGUGUAAUGUUGUUUUUGCAUCUCGUGUAAUAAGCCGCAAUGCCUUUACUGGCAUCUAAAGAACUACGUCCUGCUAUGGAAUCAAAUGCUUGGAUGCUUCCAUGAUUUUUUUUUUCAGGGUUGCGACUGCACU